Phlebotomus argentipes is the source of this 1575-nucleotide messenger RNA. Its product is annotated as isocitrate dehydrogenase [NADP], mitochondrial-like. Bases 146 to 1477 code for a protein of 443 amino acids. Gene Ontology annotation, cellular component: mitochondrion. NCBI's taxonomy places the organism in Eukaryota, Metazoa, Arthropoda, Insecta, Diptera, Psychodidae. Gene Ontology annotation, biological process: isocitrate metabolic process. The record is from RefSeq and is a predicted model, not a curated record. Gene Ontology annotation, molecular function: isocitrate dehydrogenase (NADP+) activity; magnesium ion binding; NAD binding. The transcript has 3 exons.
ACCGGCGAAGUGACUGUGUUCUGUGUGUGAUAUAUUGUGGUGUUUCACGAUCUGUCAAGCAUCUCACGACGGGAUUUCCGUUACUACUGCAUUUACUACCGUUCAUCGUGUGCCCUUUGCAUUUCCGUGGCGAUUUGUGGUAACAAUGGCUCGAGCUCUCACGAAAUUCUCCAAGUUCCUCACGCCCAACGCGGCUGCUCUUCCCUGUGGAGCCUCAUCGGCAUCCACGAGGCGGAAUUAUGCUUCGGGAGCGAGAAUUCAGGCGGUGAAGCCUGUGGUGGAGAUGGACGGCGAUGAGAUGACCAGAAUCAUUUGGCAUUUCAUCAAGGAGAAGCUCAUCUUCCCGUACGUGAAGAUUGAGUGUCUGUACUACGAUCUGGGGCUUCCCUAUCGCGACCAGACGGACGAUCAGGUGACCAUCGAUGCCGCCCAUGCGAUCCAGAAGCACAACGUGGGCAUCAAGUGUGCCACAAUCACGCCAGAUGAGCAGCGCGUGGAGGAGUUCAAGCUGAAGAAGAUGUGGCUGAGUCCCAACGGCACGAUCAGGAACAUCCUGGGCGGCACGGUGUUCCGCGAGCCGAUCCUCUGCAAGAACAUUCCGCGCCUGGUGCCGGGCUGGACGAAGCCCAUCGUGAUCGGUCGCCACGCGCACGGUGAUCAGUACAAGGCCAAGGAUCUGGUGCUGACGGAGCCUGGACGUCUGGAGCUGGUCUUCACGUCCAGCAGCGGCAAGGUGACGAAGGAGGAGGUGUUCAACUUCAAGGCCGGCGGCGUGGCCAUGGGCAUGUACAACACGGACGAGAGCAUCCGCGCCUUCGCGCACUCCUCCUUCCAGGUGGCGCUGCAGAAGAAGUGGCCGCUGUACAUGAGCACGAAGAACACCAUCCUGAAGCGCUAUGACGGCCGCUUCAAGGACAUCUUCCAGGAGAUCUUCGACAGCGAGUACAAGAAGCAGUUCGACGACGCGAAGAUCUGGUAUGAGCAUCGCCUCAUCGACGACAUGGUGGCGCAGGGACUUAAGUCUUCCGGAGGCUUCGUGUGGGCGUGCAAGAAUUACGACGGCGACGUGCAGUCGGACGUCGUGGCUCAGGGAUACGGCUCGCUCGGCAUGAUGACCUCCGUCCUCAUGUGUCCCGACGGAAAGACAAUUGAAUCCGAGGCCGCUCACGGCACCGUGACACGUCACUAUCGCCAGCAUCAGAAGGGCCAGCCCACCUCCACGAAUCCCGUGGCGUCGAUCUUCGCGUGGACGCGCGGCCUGGAGCAUCGCGCCAAGCUGGACGGCACGCCGGAGUUGGCCAAGUUCGCCCUGGCGCUGGAGCAAUCGUGCGUGGACUGCGUGGAGUCGGGCAAGAUGACCAAAGACUUAGCCGGCUGCAUUCACGGACUGCCCAAUGUGAAGGAGGGCAUGUACCUCAACACUGAGGACUUCCUGGCCGCAAUUGCGGAGCAGCUGGAGAAGACAAUGAGGAAGUAAAGCACUUCAUCCGUAACUGAAUUUUACACAGUUCACACACACACACACACACCGAGAUUAAUGUAAAUUAAUUGAAUACAUUUUUAAUUUCCCCCAUA